UAAAAUAACUCUUUGUAUUUGCCCUUUUUGCCAAAUUCAAUUUUUUUUAAUUAUUUCCAGUGACAUUUCCACGCAUGCGCGCAAACACGACCAGAAAAACUUAGGUUAGGUUUCUUGUUUGUGAUUUAGAAUACAAUAAAAAUGAUUUUAAUUUUGAAAAACAUGAGCCCGACAACGUCAUGGGCGUUGCGAAAUUUCCCAAAGGUUCUCUUCAGUACAAAAUCGGCUGAAAUCCCCACAAAUGCCCUCAAAGACGUAACCACGGCCCACAAACAACCCGAAAAUGGGGUUGUCUAUGACAAAAAACCCUUCAAAAUGCCUCUGGAAGCUGGUAAACGAUAUGUGUGGUGUCUUUGCGGCCACAGUCACACACAGCCCUUCUGUGACGGGACUCACAGAAACCAACAAUUGAAAAUAAAACUAAAGCCUGUGGCGUUUAAAGUCGAUGAAAGUAAAGACUAUUGGUUGUGUAAUUGCAAACACACGGCAAAUAGGCCCUUUUGUGACGGCACCCACAAACAACCAAUAGUCCAAGAAGCCAAUUCUGUAGUAAAACAAUGAGGACCCCCUUCUUGACUCUUCAACUCCAUUUCGAUCCGUUCCUUGGCCCUCACAACCUUCGAUUGGAGGUAAAACGAGCCCCCAUUUGCCUUUUCAUUCGCUUUAAAUAACGCUUCGUAGCGUUUAUCCACGUCUUCCUUACUUAAAUUCGUUAUGUUUAAUAUCUGUUUCGCUUCAUCUAACGAUAAACCUAGUUUGUUAUUGGCAAUUCUUUCGCUUCGUGUUUUCGCGUUUCCUAACCUCUGUGCUGCCUGUUGCGACGCCUCGUACUCUUGCUUAAUUGCCCGGGCGAAGGCCCGACCGAUCACUUGAGUCCCCGCUAUGAUAAUUUGGGCUAUAUAUUUGGCCAUUUUUGGGUAAAAAUUAAAAAUGCGCUAAAUUUUAAUAUAACCUCAAAAUGUCAAAGUCGCAGCGCCGCCUGGUGGUGACCGUGAGAUGGGAAAAAAAUGUCGAUGUUUUUUCAAACA
Messenger RNA from Tribolium madens (black flour beetle), 1028 nucleotides. RefSeq names its product CDGSH iron-sulfur domain-containing protein 3, mitochondrial. Gene Ontology annotation, cellular component: intracellular membrane-bounded organelle. Gene Ontology annotation, molecular function: 2 iron, 2 sulfur cluster binding. The coding region runs from base 142 to 561 and encodes 139 amino acids. The transcript is spliced from 5 exons. The record is from RefSeq and is a predicted model, not a curated record. Lineage: Eukaryota; Metazoa; Arthropoda; Insecta; Coleoptera; Tenebrionidae.